This is a messenger RNA of Trichomycterus rosablanca, 1493 nucleotides long. It is a transcript of the gene tmem151ba, whose product is annotated as transmembrane protein 151Ba. The record is from RefSeq and is a predicted model, not a curated record. The transcript has 2 exons. NCBI's taxonomy places the organism in Eukaryota, Metazoa, Chordata, Actinopteri, Siluriformes, Trichomycteridae. Bases 1 to 1344 code for a protein of 447 amino acids.
AUGUCUCCACCGUCAUCAGGAGAGAGCAGCAGCUGCACCGUUCCUCAUGAACAAUCCCAGAGAACCAGAGAGCAGCAGCGACCCCAGAGGCAGUCCCUCUGCCAGGCGCUAUGGCACAGGUCGCACUGGAAGUGCUUCCUCCUCACGCUGCUGAUGUACAGCUGUGCGGUCGCCAUGGCAUGGUGCCGCCUGGCCGAGGUGACCCGCCUGAGCUUGGACGGCAAGUCCGCGGCGUUCCACGACAGCGCCUGCUCCGACGGCUACGUCUACAUCCCCGUGGCCUUUCUGCUGGCGGCGUACGUGCUUUACCUGCUGGAGUGUUGGCACUGUGCGGUGCGCGCCGACCUGAAGUACAAGGCAGAUCUGGAGAGCGUGGUGGAGCUGGUGCGGCGGAUGCAGCAGGCCACGCCGUGCAUCUGGUGGAAAGCCAUCAGCUACAACUACGCGCGGCGGACGCGGCACGUGGCGCGGUAUCGGAACGGCGACGCCUACAGCGCCACGCAGGUCUACCACGAACGGGUGAACACGCACACCGCCGAGGGCGAGUUCGACUACGGGAACUGCGGGGCGAAGGACGUCUCCAAGCAGAUCGCAGGUCUGGAGGAGUUCGGCAUCACCAAGCUCCGGUUCACCAAGUGCUUCAGCUUCGCCAACGUCGAGUCGGAGAACUCGUACCUCACUCAGAGGGCGCGGUUCUUCGCCGAAAACGAAGGCCUGGACGACUACAUGGAGGCUCGUGAAGGUAUGCACCUGAAGAACGUAGACUUCCGGGAGCACGUGAUGGCCGUCUCGGGUCGACUCCCGUGGUUCUCGCGGCGCUGCGUGUUCUGGCUGGCGGCGACCCUGACUCUGUCCUGGCCCUUGCGCGUGUUGACGGAGUACAGCACGGUGUACCUUCAUUACCACGUGGAGAAGCUCUUCGGGUUCGAUUACGUGCCCUACAGCCAGAGCAUUCCCAGGGUGAACACGGUCGACAGCACCGAGCUGGAGUGGCACAUCCGCUCGAACCGGCAGCUGGUCCCCAGUUACUCGGAAGCGGUCCUGAUGGACGAGCCCCGGCCGGCGCUCCUCGACUCCUUCACUCAGCAGAGCUGCGAGCGCUGCCGGCCGUCCCUGAGCGCCUCGUCCAUCUUCUCCCGCAGCGCCCUCAGCCUGCUCUCUCUCGGCCACGCGUACGGCAGCCUGAACGACGGCGCCGCCCCUGAGCGCCGACCGCUGUCUCCUCCGGGCUAUCAGGACGCGCUGCGCUUCCCGGUGCUGAUCGUGCACCGCAGUGACGGCUGCCUGAGCCGCGAGCAUCGUUCCGUCCGCUGCAGCGGCUCCUGUGUGGAGACGUCCUUAUGACCCGGGUCCAAAAACCGCCGGAGAGGUUCAGACCACAGAUCUGCUGGAUAUUUUACCAAGACUGAACACAACAGAACAGCCUCAUGAUCAGGAAUGUAUUUUUGGAUACAGGUACUGUCGCUUUAAACCUCAGUAACAAAUGAAACUGA